AUGAAAAAUCAGAACCACAAUCUACGAGACCUUAACAAUCCUCCACCUGGGAGGAACGGUCAAGGAGUUGCUAUGGAUGACGAAGACACAGAGCACCCGAUAGACUACAUUGAACUUUUCGAAGAAAUAUGUGGAGUAACUGCUACAUCCAAGGAAUCUCAGAACUACUCAAUGUGCAAACUUUUUCCGUUUUCCCUUGAAGACAAGGCAAGUAGAUGGUUGAAGUCUCUGCCUCCAGCAUUGAUUGCAACUUGGGAAGAAUGUAAGGCCGCUUUUCUAAAUCACUUUUACACUAGAUCUCGCUCCAACCUCUUGAGGAGUAAAAUACAAGGAUUUAGACAAGGAAAAACUGAAUCAUUUAGUGAAGGUUGGGAGCGCUUCAGAGCAUAUGAGAGGGACUGCCCUCAGCAUGGUUUUACAGAUGGUGGCUUGAUGAACAAAUUUUAUGAAGGAAUUGACCCUAAAAACCAGCUAUCUCUUGAUGUAGCAAGUAAUAAUAAUUUUGCUACAAAGACAAUUGAGGAUGCUCGGAUUUUAAUCUACAAUUUAUCUGAGAGCGAUAACAACUACCGCUCGACCCCUUUGGACGAGGAGGAAGAUUCUGAUCAAGCCUCGGAUAUUAAACAGCUCAAAGAAACAAUGAGUUUGAUCGUCAAGCAUAUUCAAAAAGGAGAUGACACGUUCGAAGAUGAGGAAAAAUUUUGUGAUAAAGAAGAAGAGUUGAAUUACAUUGGAGCUAGAAGCAACUACCAAGGGAGGUUUCAUAACCGAAACGUCAAAGAUCAAGGACAUCAAUUAAACCGAGGCAAUUUCCGACAAAGAGCUACAUUUACCGACUUUCAAGGUUUUCAAAGAGGAUUUCCUAAUCCAACCAUGAGAGAUCAAGGCCCUGACUUGAGAGAUUGGAUGCUAGGGAUUGAGACCAGCGUACAAGCCUUUAUUGAAGACACUAAUUUGAAGAUGAGCGAUAUGUAUAAGGAUCUGAACGAUAAGAUGACUUCCCUUACAAUCAAGAUCAAUGAGCAAGUGCUUGACCUUGCAAACUUAAAAGCUAUAUUGUUGAGGAGUGGAACAGCCUACAAAGAACCAGAAUAUCCAGAGAAAGAUCGAACACCAGAAGUUAUUCCCGUCGAAGAAGAAGAAGGAACCAUAGGGGAAAAGGAAAUAGAAGAGCUUAUCCACGACGAGAUCACCAAGGACACUCUACCUCAAGUUCCACCUUCGACGCGCAUUUAUAAACCCAAGGUACCAUAUCCAACUAAAGUUUCUAAGAAAGAAAAAGAGAGAGGCAAACUCAAGGAGCUUGUCGGGCAAUUAUCGGUAAGGCUACCUUUUGUUGAAGCUUGUGCAAUGAUUCCCCCUCUAAGGAAGUACAUGAAGAGUAUUUUCACAAAUAACGUCAGUCUAGAGGAUGGUGUCAUGGUGAUUACGCAAGAGUGCAGUGCAAUUCUACAAAAUGACAUUCCUCAAAAGCGAGGAGACCCAGGUAGUUUUGUUCUAUCAUGCAGGAUUAAAGAUGAAGUUUUCAAACGCUCUCUUUGCAAUUUGGGAUCAAGUAUCAAUAUGAUUCCUCGGUCAGUUGCCAAACGCCUGGGAUACCAUUUUUUCAAGCCUACCAAGAUCUCAUUGGUCCUUGCGGAUAGAUCGAUUCGACGCCCUGUCAGAAUUGUAGUUGAUGUACCGAUUGUUAUUGGAGCUUGUCAAAUCCCAACAUACUUUGUGAUUUUAGAGCUUGAGAAGGAGCCUAAAGAUCCUUUGAUACUUGGUCGUCCAUUCCUUUCCACAACCGGAGUUAUCAUUGAUGUUCCCAACGAAAAGAUCGACUUAAACCUUGGAGGCUAUGUUAUGAAGUUUUACAUGAAUGAAUCAUUGAAGCUAUCGAUUUCGGAGAACUUAUAUAACCCGAUCUUCACCAUCAAGGAUUUGGAAGAAGAUACUAGCGGAGUAUGCGAAGAUAUAUUCUUUUAUGACCCCUUGGAGAUAGCAUUGACCAGAGCUCAAAAGGAGUACAACUUUCAAAAAGAAGAAGUCGAAAACUGCGCAAAUAUUCUUGACUCCGCUGAAACUUGUGAGAACAUCGUUGCAUAUCUUGAUCUCGACGAAGAGAACGACGCUCCUACAUCACCUAAAAACACACCAGCUGCUGUAGCAGAUCCAUGGAGCGAAUUGAGAGCCCCAAAACCAAACUCAAGCAGCUUCCCACUGGAUUCCUCAAUGGCUCCAAAUAUGAAGAUUUACCAAAAGAAGGGGAGCAGAUUAACCUCUGCCGCUGCUAGAACCGGAGGUGAUACCGCCGAAGCUCGCGAUUCACAAGGAAGGGGUGACGUUCCACAUUCACAAGGAAGGGGUGACGUUUCGCAUCCCCCACCCGAGAAGGUGCUCGAGCAACUGAUCGUGCAGAGACCCAUGUUCUUUCUCCCGACCCAGUAG
Camelina sativa (false flax) is the source of this 2430-nucleotide messenger RNA. RefSeq lists its product as uncharacterized. The record is from RefSeq and is a predicted model, not a curated record. Lineage: Eukaryota; Viridiplantae; Streptophyta; Magnoliopsida; Brassicales; Brassicaceae.